This is a messenger RNA of Ipomoea triloba (trilobed morning glory), 1810 nucleotides long. Its product is annotated as berberine bridge enzyme-like 15. The record is from RefSeq and is a predicted model, not a curated record. Lineage: Eukaryota; Viridiplantae; Streptophyta; Magnoliopsida; Solanales; Convolvulaceae. Gene Ontology annotation, molecular function: FAD binding; oxidoreductase activity. The coding region runs from base 25 to 1668 and encodes 547 amino acids. The transcript is spliced from 3 exons.
ACAACACAGACAGAUCGAGCCCUGAUGGCAACCUUAAACUCUGCUUUUCUCUCACUCUUCUUACUUGUGCUGUCAACUCCGGCGGCUUUCUCAGACGAUUCAUCACUGAACGAAAAGUUCUACCAAUGCAUUUCCAACACAUCCGGCGUCUCCAUCCCGUUCUCCGACGCUUUCUUCACCCCGAAGAAUAAUGCUUCGGCUUUCACGGCGGUUCUGGAAUCUACAGCUCAGAAUCUCCGGUGCCUUGAGCCGUCAGUCCAGAAGCCGAUGAUUAUAUUCACCCCGCUUUGCGAGGCCCACGUGCAGGCGGCGGUGGUUUGCGCCAAACAGCUCGGGCUUGAGCUCCGAUUGCGCAGCGGCGGCCAUGAUUACGAAGGGGUGUCGUAUAUCUCCGAGAUGGAGUCGCCGUUCGUGAUCGUCGACCUCGCCCGGCUGCGCGAGGUGGAGGUGGAUAUAGAGGCGAAUACAGCCUGGGCGCAGGCCGGGGCGACGGUCGGAGAAGUGUACUACAGGAUAUCGGAGAAGAGUAAGGUUCACGGGUUCCCCGCCGGGCUCUGCUCCAGCCUGGGAAUCGGCGGGCACAUUACCGGCGGCGCGUACGGUGCCAUGAUGAGGAAGUAUGGUCUCGGAGCUGACAAUGUUUUGGACGCCAGAAUCGUGGACGCGAACGGGAAGAUUCUAGAUAGGGAAUCCAUGGGGGAGGAUCUGUUCUGGGCUAUCAGAGGCGGCGGCGGGGGCAGUUUCGGGAUUAUACUUUCGUGGAAGUUAAGGUUAGUGCCGGUUCCGGAAACCGUGACGGUUUUCACUGUUCCAAAAACUCUGGAACAGGGCGCCACGAAAAUCCUUUACAAGUGGCAAAACAUCGCCGAUAAGAUCGACGAGGAUCUCUUCAUGAGGGUGGAGUUAUCGGUGGUUAAGGGAGGUGGCGGACUCGCCAACCGGACUGUCCAAACCGCCUACAACGCCCUGUUCCUCGGCUCCGCCGACAGACUCCUCAAGGUGAUGGAGCAGAGCUUUCCGGAACUGGGGUUAACAAAGCAAGACAGCAUAGAAAUGAGCUGGAUAGAGUCCAUUCUCUACAUCGCCGGAUACCCAACAAACACCUCCCCGGAAGUUCUCCUGGACGGAAAAUCCCUGUUCAAGAACUACUUCAAAGCCAAAUCCGAUUUCGUCACACAACCCAUCCCAGAAACCGGCCUAAAAGGCCUAUUCAAACGCCUCCUAUCAGAAGACUCCCCACUAAUGAUCUGGAACCCCUACGGCGGCAUGAUGGCCAACAUCUCCGAAUCCGCCACGCCCUUCCCCCACCGCAAAGGCGUCAUCUACAAAAUCCAAUACCUCACGCUCUGGGAAACCCUCGACGACGACGCGGCGGCGCGUCACAUUAAUUGGAUCAGAAAGCUUUAUAGAUAUAUGACUCCUUAUGUGUCCAGUUCGCCCAGACAGGCGUAUGUGAAUUACAGAGACCUCGAUUUGGGGUCCGAUAAGAGCGGGAACGCAACGGUCAUGGAAGCUAGCGCGUGGGGGGAGAUGUAUUAUAAAGACAACUUUCAUAGGUUGGUUCAGGUGAAGACGAAGGUCGAUCCCGAUAACUUUUUCCGGCAUGAACAGAGCAUUCCGACGCUCACGGCCACCGUGAUUAGCAGAGGCAAGAGAAUGAUUCACUGAAUUGUUUGUUACGAAUUGAAUUUGCUCUGAUCUGAGAAUAAUUGUAGCCAAAUAAUUUUGUUUUCCGAGGUUGUUAUAUUUAAUUCCCACCAUAUCUUCUCCAGGCUCAUGAAUAAACUGUGACAAAUAUUGUUCACUUUCU